AUGCGCGCGGGCACUCCUUCGACCUGGCGCCGUGAGAUGGCGACCAAGACGGCCGUUCGCGCAGCGGUCACCGUCUCCGUUGCCAGCGCCCUGUCGGUGACUGGAAGGGCGGACGUUCAGCACAUGCAGCAGACGGAGACGAAGUGGGCGGUGCUCACCACCGACCUGCCGCGUGUGGAGCUGCAGUCCAAGGACCCGGCGGCCUCUGGCUGUGGCAGGGAACUCCCCGGCUACUUCGCCAUCGAGGGCCUGGCGUGGGCGGCUUCUUGGCAGAACAGCAAGGUCUGGAACACAACUGAGUGCGCGCAGACGUGCGACGCGAACACGCACUGCGUCGGCUUCACUACUCGCAGGGGGCAUGGCAAGCUACAGUGCUCGCUCUACAAGGGCCUCCAGAAGAAGCCGGACCACUUUGGCAUGUCCUACAUGAAGUGCGUGAAGGGUUUCGACGGAUGCCAGGACGGGUUCCAGUUCUCCCACGCGGGGACCUGGAAAUCCGGCAGGAAGAUCGACAAGCUGGACGACGAGGACCUGAAGUGGUGCCAGAGGGAGUGCCAGAAGAGCAGGGCCUGCGUCGGCUUCACGCACCGCGUGAAUAAGGAGGAGGACCAGUUCUGCGUCCACUUCGAGGACGCCGGCAACGCCCGCGGGGCCAGGCGGGAUUCUCGCGCCUCAACGUUCUCCAAGUGCGUCCUCGAGGGCAGCCUCGCCACCGUCACCGACGACAACGCCACCGCGGAGGACAACGCCACCGCGGAGGACAACGCCACCGCGGAGGACGACGGCGGCGCCGCCCUGGACCUGGCCUUGCCAGACGAGCAGAGCGAGGCCACCGACGACGGCGGCUCCGCCGGGGGCCCCGCUGCGGAGGCCGAGGCCCCCGAGGGCGAGGAGGCGAUGUGA
Prorocentrum cordatum is the source of this 903-nucleotide messenger RNA. Lineage: Eukaryota; Dinophyceae; Prorocentrales; Prorocentraceae. The record is from the annotation of a GenBank genome assembly.